Mitosporidium daphniae is the source of this 1005-nucleotide messenger RNA. RefSeq lists its product as uncharacterized. NCBI's taxonomy places the organism in Eukaryota, Fungi, Microsporidia. The record is from RefSeq and is a predicted model, not a curated record. Bases 1 to 1005 code for a protein of 334 amino acids. The transcript has a single exon.
AUGUCUUUGUCGUCUCAGUACAAAAAUAGAUUUUCCGCGAUCUUUGCCGACGAGGAGGAUUUUGCGCCGGCGACAUUAUCUGCAUCUGAUCAAAAGGCGAGUCUCUCAACCGUGCCCCAUGUGAAGAAAGCCGUUGCCUCUUCAGGCCCAAUUUUGUCUGGAUCUUCACUAUCCAAAGUGGACGCUGUUCUCAAGCACCGUGAGGCGGAAAAAAAACGUCUUGCUGAAGAGCUUGAAGAGAAAAAGAAGGCCGCCGUGGAGGCUGCCCGCCUUGCUGCAGAGGAAGAGGAAAGGAAAAGAGUUGAAAUCUCCGCAAAGAAAAUGGCAAUUAAGGACCGGAAAGCCAACCCCAAAGCAAGUGAUGGAUUUGAACUUGUUGGUAAAGAUAGCCGCAAAAGACAGACCCGAAUUUCCAAUCUCAUUCAUACGCAAAAAACACCCGAAUCUUCUGAGACCACUGAUCGCCAAACGAGGCGUGCCCAUGAUCGCGAAAAUCGCACUGGAAUGAAGUUUUCCUCAAGGAGAGGCUACAAUGGCCACAAAGAAUCACUCAACGAUACAAUUUCUGGAAGCGUCGAAUCGGUCGAACCAUCCUCAAUUCAGGAGGUAGCUCCUGUAGAAGCCGACGCCGACAAGACGGUACCCAAAACAGGGGAGGAGGAAUCUGUCGCCGCUCUGCCCAAAAGAUCUGUAAUGACUUUUGACGAGUAUCUUUCCACCAAAAACACCCUUGUGCUUGAUUUGCCCAAACGCCUUGCUAAUGAGGGAAAUGGUCCAAACCAAUUUGAAAAGACGAUCCCGUUUGUUCGCACAACGGAGUCCUUUAUGGGAUUUUCCAUCAAGGACGAAGAUGAAAAAACCAAGCCCACCUCUCCGGUCUCUGCGCCCUUGUCGUCUCGCGGCGGCUCGUUCAUCGUUGACCCACGUCUUGAGCCGGUGUUUUCCAAAAAGUCGGCUUCUCCCAAGUCUAUCAAACCCCAAAAGGGUACUACUGCUAAGAAAUAA